AUGGACCUGAAAAAUGGAAGUUCUUUCACUGGCUUUAUCCUGCUGGGUUUCUCUGACCGGCCUCAGCUGGAGCGAGUCCUCUUUGUGGUUCUUCUCAUCUUCUAUCUGCUCACCCUGCUGGGAAACACAAGCAUCAUUGCAUUGUCCCGCCUGGACCCACACCUGCAGACUCCCAUGUACUUUUUCCUGUCCAACCUAAGCUUUCUGGACCUGUGUUACACGACCAGCACUGUUCCUCAGCUGCUGGUUCAUCUCAGGGGAACAGACAAGUCUAUCUCCUUCGCUGGCUGUGUAGCUCAGCUCUUCGUCUCUCUAGGGUUGGGAUGCACAGAAUGCAUUCUGUUGGGGGUGAUGGCAUUUGACCGCUAUGCAGCCGUCUGCAUGCCCCUGCACUACACAGUGAUCAUGCACCCCCGUCUCUGUGCCCUGAUGGCUUCUGCAUCGUGGUUCAUUGGUUUUGCCAACUCCUCAUUGCACACGGUGCUCAUCUUUCUUGUACCACUUUGUGGGAGAAAUAAAAUAGAUCACUUCUUUUGUGAGAUCCCCCCACUGCUCAAGCUUGCCUGUGUUGACACCACUGUGAAUGAGUCUGAGCUCUUCUCUGUCAGUGUGAUCAUUCUCCUCAUACCUGUGGCAUUAAUCACAUUCUCCUAUGGUCGGAUUGUCAAGACAGUGUUAAGAAUAAAGUCAGCUUCAGGGCAGAGGAAAGCGUUUGGGACAUGUGGGUCCCACCUCACCGUGGUCUCCCUGUUCUAUGGCACAGGCAUCUACAUUUACCUUCAGCCCAGCAGCAACUACUCCCAGGAUCAGGGCAAGUUCAUUUCUCUCUUCUACACCAUUGUCACCCCCAUGGUCAACCCUGUCAUAUAUACUCUGCGGAAUAGGGAUAUGAUUGGAGCAAUGAAGAAAGUGUUCUGUAGGGAUAUGACCCUAGAUGACUGAGGGGAAGACCAUUUGACAGAAGACUUUGAAUGCCAGGGUCUUUCAGGUUUUUGUGUCCUCCAUAUUUCCCCUGAUAACUCUCAAGGGAAAUUCCUUAAUUCAUUCUUUUAUGCAAGUGGGUGCUCAAACUCUAAGUUCAUGCAUGCAUUACAGCCUCCAGAGAUGCUGAUUUAGUAUUCCAAGGCCAUCUGCAUCCUAUUAAUAUUUUAAAAAGUUUCAAAGGAUUUUCCUAUUUCACCCUCAUUUGGGAACACUAUUACAUUUCUAAUUGCAAAGAACAAAGACACACACACCCUAAAAACAUAGCAAAAUAAGAAUGGAAACCACCAGUACACUAUAAUAAAUAUUGUAGCAUUCUCCAGCAAUUGCUGGAGCCUAUUGCUUAUUCUUGCAAUUUGAUCACGGCUCUAUUACAACAUUUGGAGCCUCACUGGGUCACAGCUUUUUCCCAGAAGUAGGAGGGCAACUGUAGGAAAAACAAACUUUAGCUGAGAGAAAGCUUGCAAACAUCCAUCCUGAUAAAGCUGGUCACAUAUCAUUCUGUGGUGUAAUGUUGCCAUUCUGACACUGUUUUCGUUUUGAACACAAUUCUUUGUUUUUCAAAUGUUCUUGUUUGAAAUUAAUAUUUAUUAUUUUAUUUUUAAAUUA
Acinonyx jubatus (cheetah) is the source of this 1590-nucleotide messenger RNA. RefSeq names its product putative olfactory receptor 2B8. Lineage: Eukaryota; Metazoa; Chordata; Mammalia; Carnivora; Felidae. Gene Ontology annotation, cellular component: membrane. Bases 1 to 942 code for a protein of 313 amino acids. The transcript has a single exon. The record is from RefSeq and is a predicted model, not a curated record. Gene Ontology annotation, biological process: G protein-coupled receptor signaling pathway. Gene Ontology annotation, molecular function: olfactory receptor activity; G protein-coupled receptor activity.